This is a messenger RNA of Drosophila eugracilis, 2640 nucleotides long. RefSeq lists its product as uncharacterized. Gene Ontology annotation, cellular component: membrane. Gene Ontology annotation, biological process: sodium ion transmembrane transport. The record is from RefSeq and is a predicted model, not a curated record. Gene Ontology annotation, molecular function: ligand-gated sodium channel activity. Lineage: Eukaryota; Metazoa; Arthropoda; Insecta; Diptera; Drosophilidae.
GUAAAGAAACACUCUUUUUUUAUUUUUUUGCCGUGCUCGUCAGCACGUCCAUGUCCACGUUGUGUUGGUGUUUUCAUCUCAUGAAAUGUUUCAAUUUGUCUAUUUUUAGUAGCAAGUUUCUUUUUGUUUAUUAGUUCUUCUUUUUUGUUGUUGUUGUUUUCUUUCUUUUUUGACUUUCCCAGCAUGUACAUACAUAACAAUGUACAUAGGAGCUUGGAUAUAUAGCAGUGGGUCGGUUUGGGGCGAUGUUUCUGCUGCUCUGAUUUAACGUCACAUCUGAGGAAUGUCUCGCAAUGUUCAUCUCCUCGAUCUCACUGGAUCCACCACGCAUUGUUUGUUUGCGCCCCGAAAGCUUCGCCUAUAUAUCCCGUUCUGUUUAUAUAGUUUCCAUAUACAUAGCUCACUAAUGGCUAGGUGUUUGGAUUUAGAUUUGGCUGUCUAUAAGGUCAAACCCGCGCCCGUGCGAGGUGUUUUGAUGAUAGGCUAAGGUAUCGCCAAUGGAUUUGAUUUACAUAAGGAUAUCUUUGGGAAUAUGAUUUGUUUUUAAAAUGUUUAAAUACUAAGAAGAUGCUUGUAUGGCAUCAUAUAAUUAUUUGCAAAGCAGUUAUCAUUGAUUUUAUUUGAUUUUUUAUUAAUAAGAUGUCAAAAUAUUAGGGAUCAUUUGCACAUCAUUUUUAAAAAAAAUAACAUUGUAUCUAUUCUUAGCUUAGUAUAAUUUAUAUAAAAUUCAUAAAAAAAACUUUUUUAUUAGACUCUUUAUCUUAGUAUUUGGUACUUUUCCGUUUCAGUUUUCCAACUUUAAUUUAUUUUGCAAAUCUUCAAGUAUAAUGUGUCUCUUAUUUUAAUAAUAACCAUCUAGCACCUCAUUAAAAAGCAUUACCCAUAAGGUAGAACCUUAUAAAGAAUAGCUUAAGAUUGCCUCUGCUCAUGCAGCCGUCGUAAAUAGUUAUAAAACCAUAAAUUGGUUACCAUGGCGCUGAUUUCAGCUGAAAAUAUAGAUACUAUAGAUAUGGCGUAGCUAUCUGCACCAGGCAUAGACAAUUAUAAACAACAUGUUUUGGUAAUGUUACGCUUAGAUUCGCGAUACUACUAGUGUAUGGCAAACAAAGGGCAUAAACAAGACCAUGCACACCAUACACAUGUCCUGCUAAAUAGUCCCCAUCGAUGGGUUUGAUGGAGCUUUAUCGCUAACACGGCCCCUAAAUCAAUAUUAGUCUUAUCUUGACCAACUGUGAGAAUUCGCACAGACUGCUGCUGGCCCAAAGAUAUUGGCCCUCAGCCAUGACAGAAACUGCUAUCCAUAACCAGCGACCGCACUCGAGUUUCACUUUCCGCACGACAUGGGUUACUGGUCGGAGACUCGAGCCUGGAUCUUCCGUGAUCCGGCCAAGCUCAUCCGCUAUCUUGUACUUUUCGCUUGCUGCAUUGUGGUCAUUGUCCAGUUGUACGAGUGUUUUUCCAAGCUCUAUGAUCCACCCAUCUCCACGCAUUCCUACUACAAUCUGAACGAAACCAUAGAAAUGCCUGCGGUCACCAUAUGUCGGGAACCGCCUUACAAAGAGGAUGUGCUAACGCACCUUUCUGGAGGUGCCUGUCCUCAUCCCAAAUAUGCUACCUGUUGGAUGAACUAUCCCUUUGGAGAAGUAUCCUUGGAAGAGUUCUUUGAAAAUAGCACACAUAACAUGGGAGAUACUUUUGUAUUUUACGGACUAAAUGAAGAUAUGAAUAAUGUGGUUAUGGAUAGUAGUCUACAUUUUUAUAUGGGCCGGUGCUAUACCCUUCGACCCAAGGAGCCCGCCAAAAGAGUAUCCAAAGACGUAGGUUACUCCAUAAUGCUAGAGCAUUCCAUACUGACUACAUCCACCAGCGAUGUGGAUACAGGUGGAGUCGGCUGGCAUGUGUUUAUACACGAUAAGAAGGAAAACUUUACAGAAAUCAACAUGAAGGGUUCUGGUCGAGUCGAGUAUGUUUUUGUGAGUGUAAAUGAGGAAAUUGAGAUCAAGCUUCAAACCCAAUACUUUUCCAAUGUCCAGACCAGAGAAGAAGCCUGUUCCUACGAUGAGAAUUACAGUGACUUGAAGUGUGGGGAACAAUGCAUUUGGCAGGAUUUGGCUGAUAAUAUGCAGUGCUCAGGGCCUUGGAUGCACGAAAUUGCCAGUGAACCCUGCAACGACUCUGUUUCAAUGAGAAAACUAAUAUCGGAUUAUAAAGAUGUUUAUGAAAAUGAGGAUGAUUUUGACUGCGACUGUAUUCAGCCCUGCCAAUCGAGAAUCUAUACAACAUUCAUACAAAACCGCAAGACCUUCAACCAACCAGAGCCCCGCACUCAAAUCUAUAUAUACUACACAACCAAACUGAUAUCGAUGAUUGAAGAGCGUCCCAGCUAUGACACCACACAAUUUAUAGCCGAUGUGGGUGGAUCCCUUGGAUUUCUGCUGGGUCUGUCUGUCUUGGGAUUGAUUGGAAUACUAGAACAUUUGACUCUCUUUUUCUGUGGCGGAUUCAUUAAGAGGAUGCAACAGAAAGAGCAGGCUAAGUUGGCUGAAAAUUCCGAGGAUGGUCAGUCUCAAACCAGUGAUGAGACCAUCGAUAUAGCCAUCGCUUAUAAGAAGAAGGAUAAAAAGCAAACAAAAUAUUGAG